AGCAUCGGGGCGCGGGUGGCCAGCCUGCCCCUGGUGAGCUCGGCCUACGGCAUGGUCUCCACGGCGUACGCCUCCACCAAGGAGAGCCACCCCUACGUCAAGUCCGUCUGCGACGCCGCCGAAAAGGGGGUGAAGUCGCUGACGUCUUGGGAGGCAGCGGGGUGUUAAACCCCACCGAUUUUCACGUCUCUAGUUUCCACCGCCAACGAAUACGCCUGCAAAGGGCUGGACAAGCUGGAGGAGAAGCUGCCCAUCCUGCAGCAGCCCACGGAGAAGCUCAUCUCGGACACCAAGCAGCUGGUGACAUCCACAGUGACGGGCGCCAAGGAUGUCCUGACCAGCACCGUGGCUGGGGCCAAGGACGCGGUGACCAGCCGGGUGACGGGUGUGAUGGACAUGACCAAGGGGGCCGUGCAGGGCAGCGUGGAGCUGACCAAGUCGGCGGUGAGCAGCGGUGUCAGCACCGUCAUGGGCUCGACCGUGGGCCAGAUGGUGGUGAGUGGGAUGGGCACCAUGCUGGAGAAGUCGGAGGAGCUGGUGGACCAUUACCUGCCCAUGACGGAUGAGGAGCUGGGUAAGGAGCUGAUC
Molecule: messenger RNA, 588 nt
Organism: Phaethon lepturus (White-tailed tropicbird)
Lineage: Eukaryota; Metazoa; Chordata; Aves; Phaethontiformes; Phaethontidae
Product: perilipin-3-like
Exons: 3
Biological process (GO): positive regulation of triglyceride storage; lipid storage
Cellular component (GO): lipid droplet; cytosol
Source: RefSeq, a predicted model, not a curated record